AUGUUUGGAUUGCCGUUAUCGCCCAUGUCGGCUGGAUUCGGCCUCUAUUGUCUGUUUGCUCGUUCUACUCUCGCUAGUUCUGUGUUGGACAGGAUGAGAAGCUCUUCGUUGCGGUUGCUCCAUCGAGAUCUAGUGUUCAUGCACCUGAAACAUACACAGGAAAAACGAGAGAAAACAAACAGGGAUCGAUCGAGCUGGCUUGCUCUGCAUGGGAUCGAUCGAGCUUGUACAGGAGGUGGUGGACCGAUCGAGCUAGUACGUGAAGGUGCGGUCGAUCGACUCAGCUCGUCUCGUAAGGGGUCGAUCGAGCUGGUCAUAGAGUUUGGGGUCGAUCGAACUGCGUAG
This is a messenger RNA of Microthlaspi erraticum, 345 nucleotides long. The record is from the annotation of a GenBank genome assembly. Lineage: Eukaryota; Viridiplantae; Streptophyta; Magnoliopsida; Brassicales; Brassicaceae.